Molecule: messenger RNA, 537 nt
Organism: Lactuca saligna
Lineage: Eukaryota; Viridiplantae; Streptophyta; Magnoliopsida; Asterales; Asteraceae
Source: the annotation of a GenBank genome assembly
AUGUUACAGGGGACCACCAAACUUCCAUGGAAAUUUUCACACCAUCCAGCUGCUGCUGGUACGUUUUUCACAGUCAUGCUACUUGGACUUAAAUUCUGCACAUGCCAGUAUGAAGGGAGCCUACAAAAUGUUAGAUUGGGAAUUCAGCUGCUGGAAGAUGGGAUUUAUCGGGCUGCAUUAGGCUGGUUUGCUUACGAACCUGAAUGGUUUGAACAUGAUCAUGGAAAUUUUGCACACAUCGAGGCUCAAUCUGUUAAUUCAUUUGUUCACUAUCUCCAAAACGAUCCAAAAGCACUGGGUGGGGAAUAUGGGGGAUCUUUUCUUGACAUGGUAAGACACCGAUAUUGCUAUUUAUCAUGUUGUCAAGGCCGGCCCAAGGGCAGGGCGAGCUGGGCCGUCGCCCAGGGCAACAAUAUACCAUGGGGCAUCAGAUAUUGUCCAACUCUUAUGGGUAUCACUUGUGCCAAAAGUUUGAUCGCACAAAAAUAUUGUAGUGUUGAAAUGCCAAACAGAUGGAAGCAAUUCUUUAGCGGCUAA